Molecule: messenger RNA, 4249 nt
Organism: Mirounga angustirostris (Northern elephant seal)
Lineage: Eukaryota; Metazoa; Chordata; Mammalia; Carnivora; Phocidae
Gene: CSF1
Product: colony stimulating factor 1
Exons: 10
Coding region: 453-2114 (553 amino acids)
Biological process (GO): positive regulation of macrophage differentiation; osteoclast differentiation
Cellular component (GO): membrane
Molecular function (GO): cytokine activity; growth factor activity
Source: RefSeq, a predicted model, not a curated record
GACCAGCCCCGGGGCGGGGGAGGGGAGGCGGAUCAGUGGGGCUCUGGAGUGUGUCUGUGUCUGGGUUCUGUGGCAGUGCGCGCGCGCGCGGGUGCGUGUGUGUGUGUGAGUGUGUGUGUGUGUAUGUGUAUGUGCGUCUGUGUGUUUGGCGCCUGUCCAAGGUGAUUUCCCAUAAACCACAUGCCCCACAAGUCCGCUUAAAAGGCUGUGCCGAGGAGCUGGCUAGUGGAGCCCGACUGGUGGAAAGUGAAAGUUGCCUGGGUGCUUGCUCUCGGCGCCGCCGCCCGCUCUCCGCACCCCCGGGACGGCAGCGCGGCCCUCGGCCGGGGCGCGGGCUCUGCGGCGGCCAGCGAGCGAGCGAGCGAGGGCGGCCGACGCGCCCGGCCGGGACCCAGCUGCCCGUAUGACCUCGCGGGGCGCCGCCGGGCGCUGCCCUCCCACGGGACACAACAAUGAGCAGAUGCAAGUCCUGCAUUCAAGGAGUUUCCUGUACAUGGCUGCAGCCCCUGCUACUGCUGGUCUGGCUCCUGGCGAGUGGGAGUAUUACCGGGGAAGUGUCAGAACACUGUAGCCACAUGAUCGGGAACGGACACCUGCAGUUCCUCCAGCAGCUGAUCGAUAGUCAGAUGGAGACUUCCUGCCAGAUUGCCUUUGAGUUUGUAGACCAGGAGCAGUUGAAAGAUCCCGUGUGCUACCUUAAGAAGGCAUUUCUCCUGGUGCAAGACAUAAUGGAGGACACCAUGCGCUUCAAAGACAAUACUCCCAACGCCAAUGUCAUCGUGAAGCUCCAGGAACUGUCUCUGAGGCUUAAGAGCUGUUUCACCAAGGACUAUGAAGAGCAGGACAAGGCCUGUGUCCGAACUUUCUAUGAGACACCCCUGCAGUUGCUGGAAAAGAUCAAGAAUGUCUUUAAUGAAACAAAGAAUCUCCUGAAAAAGGACUGGAACGUUUUCAGCAAGAACUGCAACAACAGCUUUGCUAAGUGCUCCAGCCAAGAUGUGGUGACCAAGCCUGAUUGCAACUGCCUGUACCCCAAAGCCACCCCUAGCAGUGACCUGGCCUCUGUCUCCCCUCAGCAGCCCCCUGCCCCCUCCAUGGCCCCUAUGGCCGGCUUGACCUGGGCUGACUCUGAGGGGACAGAGGGCAGCUCCCUCUUGCCCAGUGAGCAUCCCCCCCGCCCCGUGGACCUGGGCCCGGGAAGUGCCAAGCAGCGACCACCCAGGAGCACCUGCCCGAGCUUUGAAUCUCUGGAGCCCCCGGGUGUGGAGGCCGGCCCCGGCGGAGAUGCACGUCAGCCCCGGCCCUCUGUCGGGGACCCCGUCCCUGGGAUGGAGGACGCUCUUGACUCUGCAUUGGGCACCAACUGGACCCUAGAAGAGGCCUCCGGAGAGGCUAGCGAGGGUCCCAUACCCCAAGGGGCAGAGCUGGGAGGAGGCAGAGUCCAGGCCGAGACGACCGCCAGGCCCAGUGACCGCCUGUCAGCACCUUCUCCACUGCCCUACUCAGCCAGCGGCCAGCAGCCGGACGACAUGCCUGGUGCACCCCUGCCCACGGUGGGCCCUGCGCGACCCGCUGGCCAGGCCCAGAGUCACACCCUUGAGAAGACAGACCGUCCAUCUGCCCCGCCCAGAGACCACCAGGAGCUGAGCUCUGCCAGGACCCCGCCGCGGCCCCCGCGAGGCCUCAGCAGUCCCUCGGCCCUCUCUGCACAGCCAAGGCUUCCCAGAAGCCACUCGUGGGGCUAUGUGCUGCCCCUCGGGGAGUUGGAGGGCAGAAGGAGCACCAGGGAUCGAAGGAGCCCCACAGAGCUGGAAGGAAGACGAGCAAGUGAGGGGGCGGCCGGGGCCCCGGCCCCUUUUAACUCCGUUCCUUUGACUGACACAGGCCAUGAGAGGCAGCAGGAGGGACCCCCUGACCCUCAGCUCCCCGGGUUUACCUUCCGCCUGCUGGUGCCCGGCAUCAUCCUGGUCCUGCUGGCCGUCGGUGGUCUCCUGUUCUACAGGCGGAGACGGCGGAGCCAUCGAGAGCCUCAGACAGUGGAUUCUCCCAUGGAGCAACCAGAGGGCAGCCCCCUGACCCGGGAUGAGGACAGACAGGUGGAACUGCCAGUGUAGAGGGGUUUCUAAGCUGGGCACACAGGACAGUCUCUCCACAGGAGGAGACGUGAUGGGAGCGUCCACCACCACCCCUCCCCAGCCGUUCUCUUGGGAAUGUGACCUGCCUACCACAAGGGCUCCUGCCUGCCAGGACUAGAGCAGAGCAGCGAGGCUGGGGUCCCCCUGCCCUCGACCCUCAGACUCUGGACUGACUAGGAGAGGGCUGGAGGAUGCCCCCCACCCCCACGCUGCUGAUAUUUAUCAUGGGCCCUGGAGGCUCCCAUCCACUGGAGGAAGGCUGGGAAGUUCGGCUGAGGACCCUCUGCGCCUCAGGGGCUGUGUCCUCCUCCCACUCCCCUCCAAGCCACACCUGGGCCAGGGACCCGGAUGCCCGCAGGAUGUGGGAGAGCAGGAAGGGCACUGAGGAAUGGAAGAGCCCUUGUGCCCAGAGGACCGCCUGGUGUCAAGGGAUCCCAACACCGGCAAGCAGGGACUUGUCUCCGGAGAGAGAAACAUGAGAUUGGCAGGGCGGGCCAGCGUCCCGGCUGGAUUUCUCGUAAAGGUGUGCAGCCCAGAAGCCGGGAAGAGAAGGUUUCCGGGGCCUGCUAGGUCCCUGCUGACAGCCCGGAGGGGGCCUACACCCUCUCCGCUUGCCCAAGUGCCCUCUGCUGGUGGCCAGGCGGAGAGGGGAGGCCAGCCCUGCCCUCGGGACCUGUCUGGCUUGGCUCCGAUGCCAAGCGGGAGAGCCAGCUCUGGCGUCUGCCCCACCUUCCCUCCAGCUCUGCCAGCGCUUCUCCGGGAGACUGCGCAGAGGCUCCCCUCCUGAAGGAAGCCAUUGCACUGUGAAUACUGAACCUGCCUGCUGAACAGCCCGCCCCGUCCAUCCCCAUGAGCGAACGUCUGUGCACCGUCCUGCCCCUCCAGCCUCUCGCCAGCGCCCUGCGCCGGGGCCCCAAGCUGGCCUUGCCUGUCGACUGAGGGAGCCCCUAAGCCCUGACCUUCUGCUGACCCAGGCUUUGACUCUCCAGGGCGGAUGGGGUGGGAGAAGCAGCUGGGCCGCCAGCCAGAGCUGGUCUUUAGGCUGCAUCGUGUUGUUCGCAGGUUUCUGCAUCUUGCACUUUGACAUUCCCAAGAGGGAAGUGACUAGCGGGAGGGAGGGCGGGGAGGGUAGAGGCAGACCCAGAGGGAGGCUGCAGGGCGAGCUCCCACUGAAACUGGGUCUUCGCAAUUAUGGAUAGGCCGCGGUGGUUGGGAGAGGGCGUCUGCACCCCGACCCCGCAGCCUGGUCUCCUUCCCCAUACCAGGCCCCGGCCCCAUCACAGCACCCCACCCAGCUCCCAUCCUCUUCCCGUCCUUUCUCUUCCCCCACCUGGGGAGGCAGUGAUUCCCCAGCGCUUGCCCCUCCACUAUCUCUCUGACCAGGCCAGCCAGGGUGGGAGAGGGACCAGGCAUUCGCCCGCAAGUUUGCCUUGAGGGCCUGAGCUUCCUGGGCCAGCCCGUUGCCACUGCUCUGAGAGCUGACGGGAGGCUUCGGGCCCUUGAUCGCGCCCCGCCUUGGUCCCUUUGUGCUGCCGUGCCCCUCCUCUCCUGCUGCCCUGGGCCCCCCACCGAGAGAUUCCCCCCUUCCUGGCCUCUGGGCUGGGCCAUGAACCUUUCUUCCUGCCCUCAAAAGUGGGGGUCUCCCGCCCCUCCCCCCGCCCCUGCCCUGCUGCCCUCAGCUGAAGGAAAGGCAGCGGGGAACUUGUCCUGUGGGGCUCCUUCUAGUCACAGACUCUAUAUUUGAUGCUAGAAAAUAUGUAUUUAAAAGUGAAAGAGGGAAAAAAAAUACCCCACAGAAAGAAGGCAUUCCUCCCCCACCCCAAACAUAGAGUAUUUUAAAAGUCAAGAAAGCAAACCCAACCCAUUGCAGAAGCUCUUUGUGGGCGCUUGGUGACACAGAUGUGGGAGCGCCCCCAGACCUCUGGGAGGCUCCCCUGGCUACCUGCACAGGAAUCCCUUUGUUGAGGGAGCUGAGAGGCAACGUUGGCUCACACACUGUGAGAUUUUGUUUUUAUACUUGGAAGUGGUGAAUUAUUUUAUAUAAAGUCAUUUAAAUAUCUAUUUAAAAAAUAGGAAGCUGCUUAUAUAUUUAAUAAUAAAAGAAGUGCACAGGC